This is a messenger RNA of Aedes albopictus (Asian tiger mosquito), 7089 nucleotides long. Its product is annotated as phospholipid-transporting ATPase VD. Gene Ontology annotation, biological process: phospholipid translocation. Gene Ontology annotation, cellular component: plasma membrane. Gene Ontology annotation, molecular function: ATPase-coupled intramembrane lipid carrier activity; ATP hydrolysis activity; magnesium ion binding. The transcript has 12 exons. The record is from RefSeq and is a predicted model, not a curated record. Bases 554 to 5140 code for a protein of 1528 amino acids. Lineage: Eukaryota; Metazoa; Arthropoda; Insecta; Diptera; Culicidae.
ACUUCAGUUGUGUUUGUGUCUCGGUUACGUGCGGUUGUUCCAGCGUCGUCGUCCUCGUUGUUUGAUUCGCGUCGUCGCGGCGCGCGUACGGUUUCUUGGGUUCUUUCACACCGGAAUUUCGAAUUUUGAUUCUCUUGUGCAUCAGCAUCAGCUUGCUCCUGUGUGGCAAUUUGAACAAUACAACGUGCGUACUGUUUACCUUCUAGAUUAUUACCGGAUUUUGCAAUAUGUAGUGCACGGAACUAGUGUUUUACGGUUAUUCAACUCAGUGGAAAUCAGGAAACUUUUUAGUUUUGCCGCGGACAACUUUCGGUGACAGGUUACGGAAAUUGUUUUGGAAAAAAGUGCGAAGGGCAAUCAUCGUUCGGGUGGAAAUGAUCGAAAUUAUGAGGUGAAAUUCAUGGUCAGGUGGAAAAAAUAACAUUUUGUUAAAUUAUGUGGUUCGCGGUAGUGUAGAAUGUUUCUGAAUAGGUAGAUUUGUGAAUUUCCAAAAGUGCAAUUAGAACCAGGGGAAACUGAGUGAACCCGAGAGUCCUGAUGGUGUUUAUCGACGAUGACACAAUCGGAGGAUUCGAGAAAGGAUGGUCCAUCGGCAGGUGGAUUCCAACCGGCGACGCCUCUGACUCCACAGCAAUCGCAGCAACAUCUGCAGAUUCCAGGGCAGCAGCCUGGUCUGCCCAUCGCUACAGCAGACACCAGUCGAACCUACGUAUUUCCCGGUCCGAGUGUCUCCGGUGCCGGUAGUGCCUUACCCGUAGGAAGUGCUGGAGCAAAUGCGAGUCGGUCUCUGUUCGAGAAUCCCCGUAGCGGAGGUCAUUCCCGAUCGAUUAGCCAUGGGGAGGGUUCGUUCGGAAUGGUCGGCGGAGCAGCGGGGAGACCUUCGGCCCUCAAAUCAGCUGUCAAAGGCGGCCAUCAACGGGCGCUCUCGCAUGGACAGAUUACCGAUGCGCCAGUGCCUCGGUCCGGCCACAGUCGAGUGGGGUCCAAGACAGAUUUCAUUCUACCGCCGGGUCACAAAGACCAGCCGGAAACCCGGGAUACGGGAACGGCUUCCACGACGGCCAAAGGCCACUCUCGACAAGCCUCCCGGUCCGAGUCCAUCUACACGCUCCGAAGGGCCGAUCGACCUCCCUGGUGGAAGCGAUUGAUGUUCUGUCGAAGCAGUAAGUUUGAAGAUCGGGGCUACCGGAUAGUGGUCCCCAAUCACACAGUGCCUCCCAAAACACCAAAAACGGACCACCCGAAUGGUCGCCUAGUGGGAAACAAAAUUCGGACUACCAAGUACACGCUUCUCUCGUUUGUGCCGAAGAACCUACUGGAGCAGUUCCACCGGGUCGCGAACCUGUACUUUAUAUUCAUAGUGCUGCUGAACUGGUUUCCCCAGAUAAAUGCCUUCGGGAAGGAGAUUGCCAUGAUUCCGGUGCUGUUCGUGCUGGGCGUGACGGCAAUUAAGGACCUGUUCGAAGACCGACAGCGGCGGGCCUCGGACAAGCGGAUUAACAACUCGACGUGCCGCGUUUACAAUGGGGAAUCGGAACGCUACAAGAAAGUCCUCUGGCAAGAUGUGCGCGUGGGUGACCUGGUGCAUCUGUCCAACAACGAGACCGUCCCGGCGGACAUUCUCCUGCUCAAGUCGAGCGACCCGCACGGUGUGUGCUACAUCGACACUUGCGAUCUGGACGGCGAGACGAACCUCAAAAGGCGACAGGUGAUACGAGGCUUCGCCGAGAAGCAGCACAUUUUCGCGGCCAGCAAGUUCACCAGCCGUGUCGAGGUGGAUGCCCCGUCGACGAAAAUCUACCGGUUUCAUGGAGCUGUGAUACACCCCUCGGGUGAACGGGUACCGGUUUCCACCGAAAGUCUUCUGCUGAGGGAAAGCCGACUGAAGAAUACGGACUACGCCGAGGGGAUCGUGGUCUACGCUGGACAUGAGACGAAGGCGAUGCUCAACAAUAGUGGUCCGCGGUACAAGCGGUCACAAAUCGAACAGCAGAUGAACAUCGAUGUCAUAUGGUGCGUAAUCAUCCUGAUUAUCCUGUGCGUGAUCGGCGCCAUUGGAUGCAAAAUGUGGCUUUCGUCAUUCGUAGCGUCCAGUGGGAAUAACAACGAAACCUUUCGCAUCCCAUAUCUCCCCUUCGAAAUCAAUCCGGACUACGAGGGCUUGCUGGCGUUCUGGACGUUCGUUAUAAUACUGCAGAUCAUGAUACCACUCUCGCUGUAUGUGACGAUAGAACUUUGUAAAAUCAUGCAGGUUUAUCACAUUCACAACUGUAUCGAUUUGUACGAUGCGCAAACGAACAAGCGAACCGAGUGUCGAGCGAUGAAUAUCACCGAAGAGCUAGGGCAGGUACAGUACGUAUUUUCGGAUAAGACAGGAACGCUGACGGAGAACCGUAUGAUCUUCCGGCGGUGCACCAUUGUGGGGGUAGAUUACAACCAUCCCGAAACGGAGGAGGAAAAAGAACUGACCAAAAUCGGAGGUCCCGUGCCGUACCUUCAGCCAAAUAUUAGUUUAUUAGAAAAUUUAAACCAGACCACCGAGUCUAACCAGCUUAGCGGUAGUGCGGAGCAGAUCCAGGAGUUCUUUCUGGUGCUGGCCAUUUGCAAUACGGUGGUUGUUAGCGCCACCCCUCACAAGGAUCACAUGAACGCCAGCGGUGUGAUCGAACUUAACGAUAGUGAUACUAGUGUAACGCUGGUUCGACCAGUGGUAACUGAUGCAAUAGCAAACGGAACUGAUCCCGCUAGUGAUAGGUACGCGCGGUUAACGGAAUCGCGAUCGAUUACCCCUUCGCCUCCACCGAAUGCCCCAUCGUCACUGCCGUUGAAGCAAACCCAUGUGCCAUCGCUGUCGCCCAUCAGCAGUUCAGCGGAAACGUCUCCCAUGUCGGAAAGCCCUCCCAUGAAGCUUAAAGCAAUUACGCCCACGGCGCGAGUGAAAUCCCUGGUAGCCAAGCUACCGAAAGGUCCCUUCAAGUCUAACAAUAAGAACAAGUUCAACAUGAAUAGCGUUAAGUUCCCCAAGUCCCUCUCCCAGGGAUCAACACCAAGCGAUCGACGACCGAUCUACGAGGCCGAAAGCCCCGAUGAAUUGGCCCUGGUCAAUGCGGCCUACAGCUAUGACUGCUGCCUUAUCAAUCGCAGUCCUAAUCACGUUUUAGUGAAUGUCCCUGGAGAAGGGGUUGUAGAAUAUGAAGUUCUUAAAAUUCUGCCCUUUGACUCAAACCGCAAAUGCAUGUCAGUGGUUGUCCGGAAGACCGGAACCCAAGAGGUGGUUCUCUAUACAAAGGGUGCUGAUAGUUCGAUCAUGUCUAGUCUUGCACCGUGCGCUCCUGGAUCCGAAGAAUAUCGACUUCGGGAACAGACUGAACAUCAGCUGAAUCUGUACGCUCGGCAAGGUCUUCGGGUCCUAGUGAUGGCUAAGCGGAAGCUAGACGCAACGGACUUUUCCGAAUGGUACUCUCAGCACCAGGAAUGCGAACUAAGCAUGGAGAACCGGGAGAAGAAGAUUAGGGAAUCUUUUGGAUUGUUGGAGCGAAACCUCACGCUGUUGGGAUCGACGGGUAUUGAAGAUCGCCUGCAGGAAGGUGUUCCGGAGGCGAUCGCUUCCCUUCUGCAAUCCGGCAUUGUGAUAUGGGUACUUACCGGGGACAAAACCGAAACGGCGAUCAACGUGGCUUACUCGGCGCGAUUGUUCAACCCUCAAAUGGACAUUCUUCGGCUAACGGCGCGAUCACGGGACUCUGCAGAGACGUCCAUCACCUUCUACCUGAAUGAGAUCGAAAAGCAGCUAAACGAUGUGGAUUAUUCGAUUCGGAGUGAUCGCGACAAGGGUCGAGCGCUGGUCGUCGAUGGCAAAACGUUGACCUUCAUUCUGGAUCUGCGAUCGAACCUGACGAAGCCAUUCCUGCGGUUGACGAAGUACUGUUCGUCGGUUCUGUGCUGUCGAGCAACGCCGCUGCAGAAAGCCUUUCUCGUGAAGGUGGUGAAGGAAGAACUUCGCAUGAGCACGCUGGCGAUUGGCGACGGUGCGAAUGAUGUGUCCAUGAUUCAGAUGGCCGAUGUUGGAGUUGGAAUUUGUGGACAGGAAGGUAUGCAAGCUGUAAUGGCGUCAGAUUUCACGAUAGCAAAGUUCAGAAUUCUGGAAAAGCUGUUGCUGGUUCACGGCCAUUGGAACUACGACCGGCUGGCGCGGAUGAUCAUCUAUUUCUUCUAUAAAAAUGCGGCGUUCGUGUUCCUUCUCUUCUGGUAUCAACUCUACUGUGGUUUCUCCGGUGCUGUCAUGAUUGACGAAAUAUACCUGAUGAUCUACAACCUAAUAUUCACUGCCCUGCCGCCUCUUGCCAUCGGAGUCUACGACAAGAAGAUAAUCGACGACCUACUGCUCAACUAUCCGCGACUGUAUCGGCAUGGCCGACUGGGGAAGGGUUACAAACCGUACACCUUCUGGAUCGUGAUGCUCGAUGCGCUCUAUCAGAGCCUGGUGAUAUUCUUCGUAGCGAAGGCCGCCUUCUGGGACUCGGACGUGGACGUGUGGGUCUUCGGGACCACCAUUACCUCGUCGUGUCUGUUCACGAUGCUGCUACAUUGUGCCAUAGAAAUCAAAUCAUGGACAAUCCUCCACGUAUUAUCAAUCGUAAUUAGUAUAGGUUCGUUCUACGUAUUUGCCUUCGCGUACAACACCGUGUGCGUGAGCUGCUUCGGGCUGCCUUCCAACUACUGGGUGAUCCACAUGAGCAUGAGUUCGGUACAGUAUUAUCUGAUAACUGCCUUGACGGCAGUACUUGCCUUGUUGCCUCGCUUCAUCUACCGCGUGGUGGAGAACACCGUCUGGCCGGGCGAGGGCGUGCGCGUCACGCUACAGUACAAAGAGGAGAAACGGAGAGGUGAGAAUCUACUGGUGACCUGGUCCCGGUCCACGUCGGCCUCGUCUAUAUUCAGGUAUUUAACGACGACAACAACCACCACGACCACCACCACCAUGACCACGACCAAGACGACGUCGUCCUCGUUGUCGUCCGGUGGUGGCAAGAACAAUAACCCCGGCUCCAAGGGAAGCACACUGAAGGCGCGCAAAAAGCUGAACGCCGCAGUUGGCAUCCUGGAGCGUAACAAUCCCCAGGAGCGGUUCGGUUACUAGGCUAGACUGUAGCCGAACUGUAGUUUGCUCCCAGUUUGUUUCCAAAUGUGCUAGAGGGACCCAAUGAUCGAACCGCCGAUUACCGGGCUGCGCAUAAGACUGUGACGAAAGUGUCGUCGACGACAGGAUGUGUAAUAUAAAUAUGUAGCGCCAUUUUUUUUUUCUUUUUAAAGCCCUUUCACACAAACACACGCGUGUAGUUCAAUGCUUCAUAUUUUAAGAACUAGGUAUUUCAUUUUGAAGGAAAACAGAUCUACAAUCUAUGAUGUAAUAUUUAUUCGAACUGAAACCCUGCCGCUUUCAAAUCUCCGUUUUUUAUCCAAACGAUGAAGAGUGAAUGAGAACCCAAUACAAUCGAAGAUAACACAGCCAUAUCCGUGAGACAAACCAAAUAAUGAUCAUUAGUAAAUUUUACAUUUUGAAGCUAUUUCCAGGGUGCGGCUUAUGUUUCGAGAGUUGUUCAAAAUUGGAAUUCACAUGUGCACUUCUAGAUUCAAAUUCCAUAAAAUUGAAAAAAAAAACACAUGUACCUAAGACUCAUAUUUGCAUAGUAACUGAAAAAUCAACUCCAAAGCUGUGCAAACAGAUUGAAAAUUAACAAAGUUUUAAGAAAGUAGAAGUCAAAUAUUAUUAAUAUUAAUCGAAAAUCCAACUUUAAGACGCUUGCGCCAUAUCUAAUUCUUAAUGUUUCUGGCUCCAACUAUGCCAUUUUGGUCUAAAACAACAAACGAAAUAGAAGCCGCUUCCUAUUGAACUUUUUUUUUCAGGUCAACUUUUUGUUUUUAUCUAUCCUUGUAAAAAAUAUGAAACAAACAGUUCGAUAAAACUGAUCGUGGCCUUACCGUACCACAAUUUGGUCCUACCCGUAUGAGACAUAUUCCAAUCACUAUAACAAAUAUCAAAACAUAACUUGUAUAUCUUAUGAAACAAUCCUUAUGUAUAUAUAGUACUAUUACUGUAAAUAAACGCCAAUCGCAUCGCGCUCUAUCGGGGUGAUGUCCCCUGUUUGAUGAAAACAAUCGUCCAGUAGACGUUGUUUGUUGAAUGAACGCUUAUUCAACUUAUUAAGCAUCUAUUCAACCAAUGUCUCUGUCGGCCGUUUAGCGUAACUGUUAAAUUUGCUUGUUACUAAUACUACACGCCGGUGAUUUGCCUUUGCUUUUCAGCAAUGGAGAAACAGAAAUCAACUAUUGCAUUUUUUUAAAUAUCGUGAUACGCUUAACGAACAUACGGAAGCUUGCGAGGAGACGCCCACUUCUCCAUGACUACGAUCCCAAUGUUGAACCAACACACACACCAACACGGAAUGCUUUUCAAACGCAAACGAAGAAAAAGUGGCUGUGAUGAAAACACGAAACUGAGACACUAAUCUAAAUAAAAACACACAAUACAAUCGGAAGUUAGGGGAUCCGGAUCCGGGGUUGGGGAGCGCCAGGACAAUAAAACUAAAUUAGAAAACAAUUGUAAUUGCUUUACAAUUGGGAUCUUUUGAUUCCGCAGUGCCGGAAAUGUUGACAUUCAUGCAAACGUGAUUGUAGUGCUUUCGUUCGCCUACUAGGUGCUUUAGGGUGGCGCUAUGCCCCGCGCGUUCAGUUAGCCCUGUCCGUUAAACAAUCUUAAAGACAAUUAAAUGUUAGAGAAUAAACCAAUCGUCUGUAGAGAAGCUAACUACUGCAUUGAACCAACAAUAAAUUAUGUCAUUUUAUAUGGAACACAAACACAACUACAACGUAGAGAAUAAAAACAAGUCAACAGCAAAGCCUUGGCGAUAAAAACAAAUAAAACAAUAGAGAAAUUAUGUAUCAUACGUAGAGACCCAGCUGUACAGUAAAAAGUGUAACGAUAAUAACAAUCGAAAUCAGAAAUCGUUAUUUAAGUAUUAUAUUUUAUGCGUAUGAUGCGUAACGCAGAAUGCGGAAUAAGUUUUAUAAAGAAAACCUGAAAACUAU